This is a messenger RNA of Alternaria conjuncta, 1332 nucleotides long. RefSeq lists its product as uncharacterized. NCBI's taxonomy places the organism in Eukaryota, Fungi, Ascomycota, Dothideomycetes, Pleosporales, Pleosporaceae. The record is from RefSeq and is a predicted model, not a curated record. The coding region runs from base 1 to 1332 and encodes 443 amino acids. Gene Ontology annotation, molecular function: protein binding. The transcript is spliced from 3 exons.
AUGACCUUCGAGAUGUUCAAAUGCCAUCUCUGUCAUAAGCAAAUUGACACACAAGGAAAGCUAAAUCGCAAAGACAACGUCAGCAGGCAUCAAAAGAAGGCGCACGGUUCCAUACAUCAGGGCUUCCCAGUCCGGAAAAACGACGAGACACAGUUGUCUUACCAGCAGCCUGGUGUGCUUGGGGAUGCACAGCUAUACAGUGUCUCAAACCUCAUGCGAGUAGCCGCUUCAGGCGAUCUGGACAGGCUGAAAACUCUUCUGGACGCAGGUUUGACAGUUGAGACGAGGGCUGAUGAUCAAUCCACCGCCCUACAUUGUAGUGCUAGAGCUGGCCAGGCAGAGGUAGUCAAAUUUCUCAUUGAUAAUGGAGCAGAUAUCGAAGCGAGGAACGAAAAGCAUCGACUACCGAUACACGAGGCUCUUAUGAGCAAGAGCUCUGAGACUGUGGAUCAUUUAUUCGAGCAACUGCCACGGGAAAAGCUUCUCCGUCUGGCCUCAGAGCUGGAGUGGUAUCUGAUGCAAUCGACUUCUAUCAGCAUUGUUGAUGCGUAUAUCACACGCUUGGGGGACACCUUCACAAACCGAAAACUCCCAAAAAAGCUUCACUUUGCAGUACGCACAGGUCAUACGUCGCUCUUAACCACGUUGCUGGAUAAUCCAAAUGUCGAUGGCAAUAAAGGAUCCUCCAAUGGACACUGGGAAACAGCUUCUUUGCUUCUCAAACACUCGGAGUCGAUGGAAGAAGGUCGUUGCACAUCAUCUGAUGUCCCACCAAUAAGUCUCACGUUCACCAAAGAAGAUUUGUUUCACAGGCUUUUCAAACAUCCAGACUUUGGAGGUCCAAACAAAAAACUACCCGGACCGCAUGGGACUAUUCUUCAGGUCGCUAUUAAAAAGGGCGACUGCGAAGUCAUCGAAAUUCUGUUAGCUUGUCAAGAUAUCGAUGUGAAUUUGAGGGGUGCUAACGGCUGGAGUCCUCUGACGAACGCUGCUCGAUACGGCGGAUUCAAAGUAGCGCAGCUACUUCUGCAGCAUAAAGAUAUCGAUGUGAACCAAGGCACAACGCACUGGCGGAGGGAAACGGCGCUGCAGUAUGCAGAAAAGAAUAAGCAUAACGAGAUCGUCGACCUCCUCCUGUCCCACGGCGCCAUCGACUACCGCGCCAAAGCAUCAACAACCGUACCACCAUACGUGCACAUCGACAACUCGCAAAAUACCACUUUGCAACCCGACCACGAACCUCACUUCGAUCCGUUCGACAACGAUAUGAACGACGCACCAACCGAAGCUUGGGAAGAGUUUCUUGAUAUGGAAGGAGGAAUGGAGGAAUAG